AUGUCGGGUUUGGUGGACAAGGCGAAGAACUAUGUGGCGGAGAAGGUGGCGAACAUGGAGAAGCCGGAGGCGUGCCUUAGCCAGGUGGACUUCAAGGGCGUGAACCGCGAGUGCGUCACCUAUGGCGCCAAGGUCUCCGUUAAAAACCCUUACAACACCGCAAUACCCAUUUGCGAGAUCUCUUACGUCCUCAAAAGCGAUGCCAGGGUGAUCGCAUCGGGUACGAUACCCGACCCGGGUUCAAUAAGGGGGCACGAAACAACGGUGUUGGACGUGCCUGUGAAGGUGGCACACAGUAUAUUGGUGAGCUUGGUGAAAGAUAUAGCUAGAGAUUGGGACAUAGACUACCAGUUGGACUUGGGUCUCACCAUUGACCUUCCGGUCAUCGGAAACUUCACCAUCCCUCUCUCCAGGAAAGGCGAGAUCAAGCUCCCUACCCUCAAGGACGUCUUCCAUAAAAAGUAAAAUUUAAAGACCCACGACAUUUUAUAUAUAUAUAUAUACAUAUAUUCCAAAUCCUUUUAACUUGGUGACCCUUUAGUAAUAUAUAGGUUAUAUUUGGGAGCACUAGUUCAUCAACGUCUUGAUGAUUCAGUUCUAAAUCCAAUCUCACUUUGUAAACUCGGUUGACCCAUGAAAUUUGGUUUUAUCACUUUGAAGAAUAUUUUUGUUCAACCACAAGGGCAUAUUGACUGUUGAGUUACACAUGAACAUGUAUAUAUUGUACCUUCUUUUUUUUUUUUUCCUUGAGUUUGUUAUUGGUUAAAUGAGAUUCCGGUGGCUAUUGGCUAAGAAUGCUUAUUGUAAAUUCUUUAUAUUACUACCAACAAUUGUAAAUUCUUGAUAUUUCUAUUUAUGAACGAUAAAUUGUUGAAUAGUUCGUAGUACACGUGUGUUUCUUGUCAAAUA
Cornus florida is the source of this 909-nucleotide messenger RNA. RefSeq names its product desiccation protectant protein Lea14 homolog. Gene Ontology annotation, biological process: response to desiccation. Gene Ontology annotation, cellular component: cytosol. The record is from RefSeq and is a predicted model, not a curated record. Bases 1 to 465 code for a protein of 154 amino acids. Lineage: Eukaryota; Viridiplantae; Streptophyta; Magnoliopsida; Cornales; Cornaceae. The transcript is spliced from 2 exons.